Messenger RNA from Trichoplusia ni (cabbage looper), 3038 nucleotides. RefSeq lists its product as uncharacterized. The transcript is spliced from 3 exons. Bases 270 to 1304 code for a protein of 344 amino acids. The record is from RefSeq and is a predicted model, not a curated record. NCBI's taxonomy places the organism in Eukaryota, Metazoa, Arthropoda, Insecta, Lepidoptera, Noctuidae.
GUUCGGAGGGAGGGGGGGGGGCAAAAAAAAUAAGAGUGUGCCGAAAUGUACGGGCGACGACCGGCCAAUGACCUGACUAAGUUAGACCUAAAGACCUAGGUCUCAAAUGUGACUGUGGGUGUGAUUUUUUGUUGUAAAUAUUUCGUGUUUUAUUACUUUUGUUGACUUCGGUAUUUUUGGGAUAAUGACUGUUGAAAUCUCCAACGGAUGACAGCACUGGGACCGGGGUGGAUGGAGAGACUCCAGCUCCCAAUGGCUCCAUCUUCACCAUGACCCUGAAGAAUAACCACCUCAUUGUCGAAACAGAAGAAAGGAAUGAUAUCACCAAGAAUGGUCGUGAAACGAAAAUGAAGUAUUCACCAGACAACGACGGUAUCUUUGUUGUGGAAGUGCAGCAGUCGACCACCUAUAGACCUAGCAAAAACAUUCACAACUCGCCGCCACACGAGUCUCAGAUCUCGACGAACCAGGCUCUCAUCCACCGCGUACCUGAAGACGUGGAGAAGAAAAUUGAGGAGGACAGUGAAAGGAGUAGCACAAAGUUUGAAAGAGAUAAAGCACUUGCCCUUUCUAGCACAGGAUUAUCCAUCUCAGAUCUCAGCAUGUCGUCUAUUGGAUCACAUAACGUUAGCUACUCGUACAGUAGUCAGAUGGGAUAUGAACAAGGUCCGUUUGGGUAUCCGGUUUACGCUGGAUAUGACACGUCAAAAGACGAUGUCCCCGAAGGUAUUGUCUACGAUAAUUCUCAAGAGCCUUUGAUUAGUAAGACCCCAACUGACCCCGAUAAGCCGGUAGUAACAGCGGCGAUAUUCAAGCAGGACUCCAUUAUAGGUAGCGAUGCUUUACAAGGCCCGGGAUACUGCAUCGAGGGUUCAACUGAUGGUCCCUUACUGUCUGAUGUUCAAGCCAGGGAAUAUAGCUUACAGCAUCUUCACGAUCAGAAAAAAAUGGAAAAUGGCGUCGCUAUACCUGUAUUAGAGAAAGUCGAGGGUUCGAAGUCGUUAAAUCGAGCUGACAGUCUCCCAGUACGGUUAGAGGAGGAUGAACCGGAGAUAGUACCGAUGGCAACUAUAAAGGAAGAUGAGGCGCCGACGAAAGAUAGCCUAAAAGGUAAGAGGGCCUCUUUGCCAAUCAUCAGGACAGAUGUGUACGAAUCAGUAAAGGACGCGAUCCUACCAUCAGGGUCCCCUAAGUUUGAGAAGCUGAUGAAUGACACGUCGCCAGGGGAUAGUGCGUUUGACUCGCCGCCAAUGAUCACCAUAACAGAAGAGAGUGAGUCCAGCAAGUCUGACGGCACAAGUUAAUUCUGCGCUCAUUUUAUGUAUAUAGUAUAUUUCAGGUUGUUUUUGAUUUUCUAUUGAGUUGUCAGCGAGAAUAAUGGAGGUAAAGAUGCAGCUGAGAAAAGGAAAAUGAAGUUUAAUCACAUUGUGAUAUUGAAUUCAAAAAUAUUACACAACAAACCAUGACUGAAAGCUUUUUGACAAAUAUUUUAAGUACUACCUCAAAAUACCACAACUCAAAAUCAUCUAUGACUACUUUUGUACAUCCACUUUCUUGAUCCUCUUCAUCUCUGUCUUCAUCUUUCCUUCGAUCAAUUUGAUCUCUUGGUCUACAUUGUUCUCACUGCUCCGGACAUAAAUCAUUUUGUAAAAUCUAUUAAAGUAGUCGUAAGCUUGGAGUCACCUCAUUUGAGUUAUUUUCAGCAACUAGAUGUAUUGACCUCGUGUGUGUCGCUCCGUAGCUGAAUUUGUAUAAAAUAGCAACUGCCGGGAUAUUUAGAUGAAAGUCGAUGCCAAUUUAACCGUGAGUGUAUUUAAUGCGCUUUCAACGUGAAUUAUAGAACUUUUUAAUCCGAAGUCUUUACUUCAAGAUACGGUACAUGUGCUAACUAAAGAUUGUAGAAGCAUAAAUGCAAUGGAGUAAGGAAAUUUUAUCUUAGAAAUAAGAAUUAAAGUAUUAUUAGGAUUGGAAGUUAUGUAUAAGGUUAGGUUCGAGAAAGUAAAACUGUUUUGUGAGGAAGGGAAUUUAUUAUGAAGGCUACCUUUGUGUAAGUGCCUAGACUAGGAACUCUUAAAGCCAAAAUGCUGCCAGUGAGGAAGCGAGAUGGCGCUACAUAAGACGUAGCGGUGGCUCGCUUCCAUAACGACAAUAGUCCUGCGUUUGGAGUUCAUAGUAAGCGCAUUGGAAUGUAAAAUGGAAGUUUAUUAAAAUAGUAUUUUGGAUUAUGAUAAGAUUUUUGGUGGAUAAUGUGGAUAAUUAUGAAUAAAGAUCAAUAAUGAUAGGAAGUAAAAGAAUGCUACUAAUUAAAAAUGUCAAAGUGGGAUCUAAAUAUUCCGGUGAAUAGAAAAUAUGCAAGAACUCUAAAAUGAAAGAAAUCUGUCGGUUAAAUAUUAACGAAUUAAUAAAAAAAAUCUGUAAAAUAAUCAACUGUGUUAUUAAUAGUUUCGAUAGCAACUAAAAUAAUAACUUUAUAGACGUUUUUGGUGAAACAAAUACAGUACCUAAUCUUGGAUCAAAGUUUGUAGCCAUCAAUUUGAACAAAUAUUCGAUGUGCGUAGGGAUAAUAUUGUGAGCCCUAGCGCUUAGCCCUCGAGUCUAGAUUUCAGCGUUAACCGUAACAUGCAUAGGGUGUUGUUUUUAUGGCAUUUCCGUUAUUGAUCGUUGUGGCCAAUAUAGAGUUACGUAUAGUUUAAGGGAUAGUGGAGAAAAUGUUGACAGGGUUGUCACUUAUCAGUUUUUUGAAAACAGAAUACUUUGCACUUUGAUAUUUGCACUUAUUCACAUGUUACUAUAUAAGCAGUUUUUCUCAGAAUAUUUACAAAAGGACGACACGAAAAAUUUGUUAUUAAAAUAUUUUUUAUUAUUCAAAGUGAUGACCCUAUUAACUUUUUGUUUCUGCGUGUACACCAAUUUUCGCUACUAAAUAGAUUAAGAAACUAAUUGUUAAAAAAAAUAUUUAUAAAAUAAGGAAUUGAAAUCUAAUAUUCAAUGCUCUUUCAUUUUAUUCUUAUAGUUUAUAAAUCAAUGAAUAUAUUAUU